Molecule: messenger RNA, 1869 nt
Organism: Aspergillus calidoustus
Lineage: Eukaryota; Fungi; Ascomycota; Eurotiomycetes; Eurotiales; Aspergillaceae
Source: the annotation of a GenBank genome assembly
AUGGCGCCCACGACAAUCGACUCGCUCCCUAACGAGCUUCUAAACCAUAUUGUGGUUCAGCUGGUAGGCUGCGAUCCACGCACCGACCCCUGUGCAUACGUAUACCGUCGUGUUCCAAGCGCACUCUGCCUGGUGAGCCGCCGCUGGAAGCAGGUCGUGACGCCUUUCCUGUACGCCAAUUUUCACUACGAUGGUCACCCGACAAAGAUAGAGUCUCUCUGGCUCUUUGCGCGAACCGUUGUAACCCGUCCCGCCCUCGCACGACUUGUCCGUCAGUUGGAUCUCACUACCAAGGGAUUCCAACACCCUCACGGAUUUCCGGAUUCAGUGGCCUUUCUCCGCCACCUCAGGGACCUCUACACUACCAACCAGGAAUCAAUCAAGCGUGCCUAUAAACAGGUCGGCUGGGACAGGCCGUACGUCCAGAACCCCUUCUUCACCCAUUGCCGGGACGCCCUGGAAGCAAGCGGUGAACUCCCCGACCUUUCCAGCGAGGUCACCCUCGAAGCCUACGCCAAACGCAGUCUAUUUGAUCAUUACAACCUGGACUAUAACAAUCUGGACCUCGAUGAGAGCCAGAUAUUGGCGGUCGAGAGCACAUUCAAACAGGGCUACCUGGCGCCUCUAUACGCUAUCGUCCACGCUCACUGCCCGGACCUUGUCCGCACCCACGCACACCUUGCGCCCACCGAUGUCUUCCACGCUGACAUUAUCUGCUGGUCGGGAUUCGGUGCCACCGACGCGAAUCGUCCGCAAGCCAUUGCGUUCCAGAAACUCGAGAGCAUCUCGAUCAAGCCCGCGAUUUCGGUCGACGCCAACGGGAGAGCCAGAUCAGCAGAGCAGAUCGGGCCAUGCGAGAUCACCUUGCAAAACUGCUAUUACCGACUGCCCAAGCUCAAGGAGCUCUUCAUGAUGCCCGCGCGCGUCCGGAUCGGGUCCAACGAGCCCUGGCCGAUUAGUCACGACAGCCCGAUCCAGAAACUCACCCUGCAAAUCCACCAGGACGAGCGCUUCGACUACGCGAUUUUCUUCUCCAUGCUCAAGAACCUGCGGCAGCUCUCGCUGGUCCUCCCGCGCCGCGACGCAUAUGAGCACGGGCUCCUCCUCCACCACAAGCUCUGGAAGGUCCUUUCUCACCUCCAGGAUACCCUCGAGUACCUCGACAUCUACCAAGGCGACUUCAUCUCACGUCCCGGCGGACCACUCAUCCUCAACCCCGCGGCCGCCGCAGCAGACACGGCAGACACGGCAGACACAGCGGCAAACACAAACGCAGAAGCACAGAAAGACCCAACCUUCUGCGCGCCCUUUGCAAAGUUCGACAAACUCAAAUACCUCGCGACAACGCCCCUGAUUCUCCACGGGAACGAAUGCCCGCAUUACCACGGCACAAAGCUCGCGUCGCACCUGCCCCCCAACCUCAUCUCGCUCGCCCUGUACACAGAAAACAACUCGAUCGAGCGUGACGCGAUCUUCCCGCUCGACACGGAGGAAAGAAACCUCAUCGCCGAAGCCGCCUCGCUCGGCAUCCGCGCUAUAACCCUCGACUCGGACAUCAACGGGCCGUUCCCGAUCGACGCCUUCGUCGAGGAGGCCGAGCGGCACCCGCAUUUGAGUUUCCAGUACGAUGAGCCGCACCGGCUGCUCUUUGGUGGCGACCAGGCGCCGUUUAACGAUUACUCGCGGCCGAGGUUUCGUGUUGAGGCGGUGCGCGCGAAGCGGAACAUGACGGAUAUUCCGAAGAUCGUCCCGAGGGGGAUCGAGGUGUUUGGGUGGAGGGGGGAGUUGGAGUAUGGGCGGAAGAGGGGGAGGAGGAGUAUGGAGGGGAUGUACGGGAGGGCGAUGAAGAGGGCGAGGAGGGAUAGUUAG